This is a messenger RNA of Tigriopus californicus, 1440 nucleotides long. RefSeq names its product putative E3 ubiquitin-protein ligase UBR7. NCBI's taxonomy places the organism in Eukaryota, Metazoa, Arthropoda, Copepoda, Harpacticoida, Harpacticidae. Gene Ontology annotation, cellular component: cytoplasm. Gene Ontology annotation, molecular function: ubiquitin protein ligase activity; zinc ion binding; DNA binding. The record is from RefSeq and is a predicted model, not a curated record. The transcript has 4 exons. The coding region runs from base 115 to 1332 and encodes 405 amino acids.
GUAGCACUGAGAAUAGGACUAGUCCAUCACUCGGAUCACUCGUCUUCAGAACCCUCUCCUUCUCCCGAUCUUUGGCGCCAAAGUUUCCUCCGCCCCGUGCACUCCGGGCUCAACAUGGCCUCGUCCCGCUCUCCAUCUCCUUCCACGCCCAACCCCACGCCCACGCCAUCGUCGUCAAGGGCCUCCGCCUCAGCUGCCUCGAGCACUCAAGCGGAUGUGGUCCCCGCCGAAGAGAGCGAUUCUGUGACUAUGAUGGACGUCUUGCACGAGGAGGAGUCCUUGGAGUCGGAUGCCCGGGCUGUCUUGGGGGCGGCCGAUGCCCAGAACUGCACCUACCACACUGGAGGUUAUAUGACGCGGCAAGCCUUGUAUUCGUGCUUGACUUGUCUACCGGCCCAGAAUCCCGAUUUUCAACCGGCCGGGAUUUGCCUAGCCUGCUCGUAUCAUUGCCACGAAGGUCACGAUUUGGUUGAACUCUACACCAAGCGUAACUUCCGAUGCGAUUGUGGCAAUGACACGUUUGGAACCGAGGUCAAGUGUAAACUAGCGGGAGACAAGACUAAGACCAACAGUGAGAAUAAGUAUAAUCAGAACUUCAAAGGCGUAUAUUGUACCUGUCAUCGUCCCUAUCCGGAUCCCGAGGAUCCCGUGGAAGACGAGAUGAUCCAGUGUAUUUUGUGUGAGGAUUGGUACCAUGGUCGCCAUUUGGAAUUAGACACCACCCCUAAAGACGACUCCUAUUCUGAGAUGAUUUGUGUGACUUGCGUAAGAAAAUAUCCCUUUUUUAUGAACUUCCGGGGCAUUGCGGUCCAAACCGUGACCCCAAACGACACGGACCAAUCGGUUGACGUCGAGAAAGACCCCAAUGAAUCGUCGACCAGCAUCCCGGAGGAUGAAAAAGGCGAUGCCAAGACUCAAAUAUGCUUUAGUUCAACCAAACUGUUGGACACAGAGCCCCCACGAACCCUGUUCAUGCUUGGGGAUUGGCGCCAACAAGUAUGCUCGUGUAAAGGUUGCCGUGAAAAGUUAGCCGAGAACCACUUGGAGUUUGUGAAAGAUCUCGAGGAUACGGUCCAUCACUAUGAAUCUCAGAGUGAACAGAAAGAAUCUUCUCAAUACGAGGACGGAAUGAAAGCGUUGUCAGAAAUGGAUCGAGUAAAACAAGUGGAAGCGAUCCAAUCCUACAAUUCCAUGAAGUCCAAUCUGAUGGAUUAUCUCAAGAAAUUUGCCGAGAAUGGAAAAGUGGUUCGUCAAGAAGACAUUCAAGAGUUCUUUUCCGGGCUCAAAUCGAGCAAACGUCCUCGGGUCGAAAUUCCCAAAUUCUGUCGUUAAGACUUCGUGGUAUUAUUCCUUUUAUUCUUAUUGCGCAUUUCAAUUUCCAAUUGUUUACAGAGAUGGCUCAAUUUUCAUUGUGAAAAAAAAAUUCAAUUACAAAUGGUC